This is a messenger RNA of Penicillium coprophilum, 216 nucleotides long. RefSeq lists its product as uncharacterized. The record is from RefSeq and is a predicted model, not a curated record. The coding region runs from base 1 to 216 and encodes 71 amino acids. Lineage: Eukaryota; Fungi; Ascomycota; Eurotiomycetes; Eurotiales; Aspergillaceae. The transcript has a single exon.
AUGGAACCUCCAAGACCAAGACUAAGCCAUGAUUUUCAAGGGCUGGAUGGUCCUUUUGAGGGGUACCGGCCACACACCUGGGCGGACGAGUCAGAACCCAAGAAGGCAGAUGUGACCAAGACUGCAGGCGGAGGCAUCUGUGACUGGCUCCAGGUGGUGAUGAAGAGCAGGGGUAGCCUAGGAUCAUCACAGCCCGCUGCAAGUGCCAUCACCUAA